Messenger RNA from Fusarium mangiferae, 831 nucleotides. RefSeq lists its product as uncharacterized. The transcript has 2 exons. Bases 1 to 831 code for a protein of 276 amino acids. The record is from RefSeq and is a predicted model, not a curated record. Lineage: Eukaryota; Fungi; Ascomycota; Sordariomycetes; Hypocreales; Nectriaceae.
AUGUCUCAACCAUACGGCGCAAUCAUCAACGGUGAGAGCAGAGCCGAAAACGGCAUCUCCGCACAGAGCGAUGAGACGCAGGCUCUGCUCGCUCCCAAACCAGGAUCUAGAUCUUGGUUGCGCAAGAGAUUAGGUUCUGAUGUCCGCCGAGAUUGGGCUGAUGUUAUGCUUCUUGCGUGCUACAUCAUAACAGGCAUUCUCGACAGUGCUUCCAUAUCAACAUGGGGUGCCUUCGUAUCUAUGCAGACCGGAAAUACUGUUUAUCUUGGUCUUGGACCUACAGCUGGGACUAAUCGCUGGAAAAAGUCCGGAUCAUCAAUUCUGGCUUUCUGUAUCGGUUCAUUCUUUUUUAGUCGUCUGCACAGGGUGUUUACACCUACGCCUAGACGGAAAUGGGUGUUUUGCUUGUCCUUUGGCAUCCAGACAGCUUUCAUCGUUGCAGCUGCUUGUAUCGUUACCUGGGGACCGAAAGGUGCAGGUCCAGAUGAUACGCCCUGGUACGUCAUUGUGCCAAUAGCUCUCGUGGCGUUUCAAAGCUGCGGACAAGCUGUUGCGAGUCGUGCACUCAAGUUCAACGCUUUGACUAGUGUUGUUCUCACGAGCAUCUACUGCGACUUGUUCUCCGACGCGGAACUGUUUGAGAGCAUUUUUGUCAAUGCGGAGAGAAACAGGCGUGUUGCAGCACCAGUCCUGCUCCUCAUCGGCGCUAUAAUUGGAGGACUCAUUGCGAAGAGCGAGCUGGGGACUUCUGGUGCGCUGUGGGUAGCCGCUGCGCUCAAGAUCACUGUCAUGUUUGGUUGGGCUGCGUGGCCUGCAGAAGAGGGGUCUUGA